CGCUGCAUCAUCAGUACUGCUACUACAGCAGAGCGGAGAGGCAGUGUGCCUCACACACACACACACACACACACACACACACACACACACACACACACACACACACACACUGGAAGCCUGGUACCUCUGGAUGUUUGAGACGUGUAAGUGUGUGUAAAAGUGUGUGUGUGUGAACACGAGGCGGCCACAUCCAGGUCUGACGCCGUGUGUUUGCCGAGGCAGCGUGGAGGAGCGUUAGCGUCGGGCGCUGCCGGGAAUUUCAGCUUUUCUUUUCCCUCCCUUUUCCCUCAGCCGGCGCUCCGGGAGCAGGAGGAUGUCUGGAUGUUUCUGUGGCUGCGAGCCGGAGCAGAGUGCUUACCUCAGGAUUUACAUCUGAAGAGGAGGGGGGAGAUAAACAGCUUUCAGGGGGGGGGGGGACGGUUUGCACUGCAGCACCACACCGGCAUCUCUUGUUUUUAUGUCCUACAAUGAAUUCUUCCUGCACAAAUCCACGUGCAGCAGAGCGGCGUUCGUUCUGCGUCCGGCGCCGGAUUACAUCGACUUCAGACUCUCUGACGGAGAGACAAUGCUGAUUUAAGAGGACGCGGCGCCGGUUUCCUUCUUGGAGAAUUAGACUUUAACUGCAACUUUUGGAUUACACCGGAGACUGUGACGACUGGAUGGAGGCUACGCUAAGCUAACCCCCCCUCCCCCCCUCCUCAAGUCCAAACAUGAACUCGACCUCCGACGUGAACCAAAGCGGUUCUCCUCCGUUCUGCCUGCUCGGCGCCGUAGGUUACUCGCGCAGCCUGGACACCUGCGUGCUGGAGGUGGUCGUCAUCCUCUUCCUCACCGUGCUCAUCAUCGCCGGGAACCUGGUGGUGAUCUUCGUCUUCCACUGCGCGCCGCUGCUGAACCACCACACCACCAGCCACUUCAUCCAGACCAUGGCGUACGCCGACCUGCUGGUGGGCGUGAGCUGCCUCGUGCCCUCGCUGUCCCUCCUCCACUACCUCCGCCGGCUGAAUGAGGAGCUCACCUGUAAGGUGUUCGGCUACAUGGUGUCGGUGCUGAAGAGCGUCUCCAUGGCGUCCCUGGCGUGCAUCAGCGUGGACCGCUACAUCGCCAUCACCCGCCCGCUGUCCUACGCCACGCUGGUGACGCCGUGCCGGCUCCGGGCGUGCAUCGUCCUCAUCUGGGUUUACUCCGCCCUCAUCUUCCUGCCGUCCUUCUGCGGCUGGGGGAAGCCGGGUUACCAUGGCGACAUAUUCCAGUGGUGCGCGGACUCCUGGACGACCAGCCCGGGCUUCAGCACCUUCAUCGUCGGGCUGCUCUACGCUCCGGCGGCGCUCACCGUCUGCUUCACCUACGGGAGCAUCUUCAGGAUCUGCCGGCAGCACACGAGGGAGAUCACCCAACGCCACGCUCGCUUCAGCACGCACCUCGAGGGCGAGAAAGGCGAGCGAGGUGAGCGCUGCGAGGGCCACCCGGACAAACGCUACGCCAUGGUGCUGUUCCGCAUCACCAGCGUCUUCUACGUGCUGUGGAUGCCGUACAUCCUCUACUUCCUGCUGGAGAGCGCCGGGCUGUAUCACCACAAGGUGGCGUCCUUCCUCACCACGUGGUUAGCGAUUAGCAACAGCUUCUGUAACUGUUUGAUCUACAGCCUCUCCAACAGCGUCUUCCGGAAAGGUCUCGGCCGACUCUUCAGCCCGUUGGUUCCUUCCUGCCUCGGCUGCACGGACGCCAAAAAGACUCUGGCGCCUCCCAGCCAGCGCUCGGACCCUCGCUGCCAAGUAUGAGCCCCGACGUGGUCGUGUUGUGUUGGGUUCCUUUUGGAGGCGUCGCUCCUCUGUGUGUUCGCUUUGCUCUCGGCUGCAGAAGCAUGGUAGGGUCUUUUUGGGUCCUGCAGUGAAAUGUGCUGAGCACCGGCUGCUCGGAGCGCAGAAUGGCGCCCGUGCAGAUGCCUGUCGGUCGUCUCAAAAGGCUGAUUGGUGGAGGACUGAAGCUUCUUCUCUGUGUUUUUUGGAAAAGCUCUGCAAGGAUUUGAAGGCUGCGUCUCGGAGUUAAGAAGUCCGAUAUCGAUGGAGAAAAGCGGAUUGUAGGAAUAAGAUUCAGAGGAUUGAAGCACUCCUGCCUGCACUGACUUAUAAACCCCCAGCAAAAAAAAAAAAAAAAAAAGGAAAUCGCAACGCGGCUUGUGUUGUGAGAUCCUCUGAAAUGCAAAUAAUAUUUUAUAUCUGUAAAAAUCUGCAAAAUGUUUUUGGUUAUUUCAGGGUAGAAUAAGAUGAUGCAACAGUCUAUUGAUCUGUUUUCCUUUAGGGAACUCCCCGAUGCUAACGAGCUAAUGAGGCUAAUGAAGCACAACACAAUCAGCCUGUGUGUGUGUGUGUGUGUGUGUGUGUGUGUGUGUGUGUGUCUGUGUGUGUGUGUGUGUGUGUCUGUGUGUGUGUGUGUGUGUGUGUGUGUGUGUGUGUGUGUCUCUGUGUGUGUGUGUGUGUGUGUGUGUGUGUGUGUCUGAGUGUGUGUGUGUGUCUGUGUGUGUGUGUGUGUGUGUGUGUGUCUGAGUGUGUGUGUGUGUGUGUGUGUGUGUGUGUGUGUCUGUGUGUGUGUGUGUGUGUGUGUGUGUCUGAGUGUGUGUGUGUGUGUCUGUGUGUGUGUGUCUGUGUGUGUGUGUGUGUGUCUGUGUGUGUGUGUGUGUGUGUGUGUGUGUGUGUCUGUGUGUGUGUGUGUGUGUGUGUGUGUGUGUCUGUGUGUGUGUGUGUGUGUGUGUCUCUGUGUGUGUGUGUGUGUGUGUCUGAGUGUGUGUGUGUGUGUCUGUGUGUGUGUGUGUGUGUGUGUCUGAGUGUGUGUGUGUGUGUGUGUGUGUGUGUGUCUGUGUGUGUGUGUGUGUGUGUCUGUGUGUGUGUGUGUGUGUGUGUGUGUGUGUGUGUGUGUGUGUCUGAGUGUGUGUGUGUGUAUGUGUGUGUGUGUGUGUGUGUGUGUGUCUGUGUGUGUGUGUGUGUGUGUGUGUGUGUGUCUGAGUGUGUGUGUGUGUGUCUCUGUGUGUGUGUGUGUGUCUGUGUGUGUGUGUGUGUGUGUGUGUGUGUGUCUGUGUGUGUGUGUGUGUGUGUGUGUGUGUCUGUGUGUGUGUGUGUGUGUCUCUGUGUGUGUGUGUGUGUGUGUGUGUGUGUGUCUGUGUGUGUGUGUGUGUGUGUGUCUGUGUGUGUGUGUGUGUGUCUGUGUGUGUCUGUGUGUGUGUGUGUGUGUGUGUGUGUGUGUGUGUCUGUGUCUGUCUGUGUGUGUGUGUGUGUGUGUGUGUGUGUGUCUCUGUGUGUGUGUGUGUGUGUGUGUGUCUCUGUGUGUGUGUGUGUGUGUGUGUGUGUGUCUGUGUGUGUGUGUGUGUGUGUGUGUGUGUCUGUGUGUGUGUGUGUGUGUCUGUGUGUGUCUGUGUGUGUGUGUGUGUGUGUGUGUGUGUGUGUGUGUCUGUGUCUGUGUGUGUGUGUGUGUGUGUGUGUGUGUGUGUGUGUGUGUGUGUGUGUGUGUGUUUUCUCUCUUCUGAAGCUCUGAGCUAUUUUACACAUGUCUGAGGGACCUUUUCUUUCCAAGAUGGCCGCUGAAGACAUGGCGUGCCCUGGUAAUUGUGUAUAAAAAGUGUUAACUGGGAGAGUUUUAUCCUCCGUUUGUGAUCCCCUCCUCAGGGUUAUCAGCAGUUCUUGGUUUCUCCUUGGAGCUUUGGAUCUGACUUUAAAUCACAAGCCACGUUAAGCGUCGUAAGAUAAUCACCUCCUGACCCCGUGGUGCGGCGCGGCGUGGCGUCUGUGCCGUGACGAAACACUGUCGGAUGCAAAGACUGACUUCAUUGUUUUCUCUAACUUUGUUGCUCGUCUCUCUCUCUUUUUUUAGCCUCCGGCGGCUGAUCGCUGCUCGGAUUAAAGCGGAGGAGAAGUGUUAUCGGCGAGCAUCACGCGCCUGACUUCUGAGAGCGGGAGGGGUCAGAGGCCGCCAAGAGGGCCCAUGUAGGGGCGUUUAGAGAUCCCUGUGGAUACAGAUGUGUGUUUUUAAGAUAACUUAUUAGUCACAGCCAAGAUGUCUGACAUGCUGCACUCAAGACUGAACCUGUUUUUGUUUUUCUACACCGUGAAGUCAAAGAAGUGUUUCUUAUUAUCGUCCUGCAGAAAAACUUCACUUAGACUUUGCUUUUAAAGUCACAAUGAAACCAGAUUUCUAACGGCGUCCCGCUCUUCAUAUAUUUAUAAUAACACGUCUUUGUGUGUGGACACCUUGGAAACUUUAGUUUGGUGCUCUUUAUUCAGGAGCUGUUUCUCCGGCUCCUUCAUGAUGCAAACAGAGGAAACGUUAAUGCAACAGCAGGCAACCGUUUUUAAAAAGUUCUCAUCACUCGCUGUCUGAAUAACAAUGGAGAAGCAAAGUGAAGAGUGAAAGGGGUCAAAGAGGUCAACCAACACUUGUAGCAUGAAGAUCAUCUUUAAUGACUUUAUUAGAGCGCUGUGUUUCGGCCUCCGUCAGGGUCAUCUUUCUGUCUGAAUAACAAGGCCACACAAACGUCUUCUUUAGCAUGCUGAUUGAACUACAAAAACAUGAACUCAAAUUGAAGUUGCAUUGUUUGGGUUUUAUCACAGGUGAAGUUCACUUUAAAGGAAGAAUGAGCAACUUUUUCAUCCAGUAGAUGAGCACCAGCAUGAAACCAAAACAAACUGCUGUUAGGCCACACCUCCUCCAUGCUGAAGCCUCCUCUAGAGACACACCUCCAACCCCUCCUCUACUCGAGUUCAUAUGAAGCAGUUAUCAAACAGAACGCACCAUAAUGAAGCACCAUUUAGAGCAAGCAGUGGACAAAAUCGUCCUUUGCUCGAGCUGCAUUGUUGUGUUAGCAUGCUAAUGUUAGCACUCUUUAGUUAGCUCGUAGCUUCACAUUGUUGUGUUAGCAUGCUAAUGUUAGCGCUCUUUAGUUAGCUCGUAGCUUCACAUUGUUGUGUUAGCAUGCUAAUGUUAGCGCUCUUUAGUUAGCUCGUAGCUUCACAUUUCAUGUAAACUGACACAGAAUGAGCGUGAUCUAAAAACUCUUACUAACAUCCAAAUAAUCAGUGAGUAUGUUCUUCUUCUUCUCUCUAGUUCUUGACUAAAACAGCUUUUAUACACAAGGGGAGGAGCCGGCCGUCCCGUCCAUGUAAACACGGCUCUGACAACAACACAGCCAGCGGGACUCAAGCUUCUCCCUCAUUGUAGACAGUCAGGACUCAGAGACACAUUUACACAGGACAGACUUUAUUAUUUAUUUAUGAGUCGAUCAGUCUUCCUUUAAUGAAAACAUUGCUGUGAAUUCACCACAGUGUUUCACAUUCUUAAAGAGCACGUCUUGAUCAUGUCACUCUGUUUCUCAAACAACUGAAGCACUAAAAGAAAUGAAUCCUUGAUCCUUGAAAAUGUGAAGCUAGCCUUCGAGCUCCUCAGAGCAGCCAAUUGAUUUAUUUUAAUUUGUUUAUUGUGUCUUCAAUGCACUUAAUACCAAGCACAGAGAAUGCUUACAUCUUUAUUAGUAUAAAGGGACCUGAAACCAAAAGAAGACACAAAAUGAUGACAAUGCCGACAAAAUAAAUCAUCCUGGCGUUUCUUUGUGGACUUUAGAGACAAACAAGGCCGACUUAUAAACAUUGAAAUCUUACCAGCGCUCCAUCCUGUCUUCAUCAGAGCUACAAAACAUUUUGGGAUUUUAAACGAACAUUUCAUUAAUCAAAUGUUUUCACAAUCAGAUUCAGUCUUGUUAUUGUGCUUGAUUUGAAUAUGAGUCUUUGCUUAUAAUCGUGCUCACACUGCACAGUAAAUUAUUUCUAUGGAUGUAAAUAAUCUUCAUUAAAGGUCAAAUAUUAUCCAGAAUCACAUUUCUCCAUGUUCCUCUAGUCUGUCUACAAACCCCCCAAUGAUGAGAAAAGUCCAUCCUCUCCGUGUUCUCCCUGCUCCACUUUUCAGAAAAUGUGUGUUCAAACAGGCCGUUUGGAGAUUUUCCCUUCAUGACAUCACAAAGGGCAGUAGCCUCUCCCCCAGGUGGGUGACACUCCCACAGCUAGGUGUUUGUUCUGCCCUCUGAGUCUGCCUUCUCACCGUAAACAAUAGGACAUGGAGCAAGAAAGCACCGAGUACACCCAAGCCCUUCCAGAGAGGGGGCGUGGUAAGACACAGCUCAUUUACAUAUUUAAAGGUACAGACACAGCCUGUUCUGAGCAGGGCUGAAAUAGAGGGGUUUAUAGACAUGAUCAAAUACAGGAUCAGAGUGGAUUUAGAAUAAGAAACUUCACACACAUGUUGAGGAGGAGCUCUGACACUUAUUUAAACUGAAGAAGAAGAGGAAGAGGAUAUGUCACCUUUAAAGAGAGCAUGAAGCUCACAAGAUGAAAUCCCAAAUAUUAAUACUCGGAUGUGCAUUCUGAUGUCAUAUUCCCAAACGUCACACAACACUAUCAAACAGCCCGCACAUCCCAAUUGUUGAGUACU
Molecule: messenger RNA, 6471 nt
Organism: Labrus mixtus (cuckoo wrasse)
Lineage: Eukaryota; Metazoa; Chordata; Actinopteri; Labriformes; Labridae
Product: probable G-protein coupled receptor 21
Exons: 1
Coding region: 711-1781 (356 amino acids)
Biological process (GO): G protein-coupled receptor signaling pathway
Cellular component (GO): membrane
Molecular function (GO): peptide binding; G protein-coupled receptor activity
Source: RefSeq, a predicted model, not a curated record